Acaulospora colombiana is the source of this 1287-nucleotide messenger RNA. The record is from the annotation of a GenBank genome assembly. NCBI's taxonomy places the organism in Eukaryota, Fungi, Glomeromycota, Glomeromycetes, Diversisporales, Acaulosporaceae.
AUGCCCCGACGACAAUAUGCAGCCGUGCCCUCAAACGACGUUGAUGAUAACGAAUUAGAGCAAGCGUUCGCUAUCUCAGACGAUGAGGACGCCGGAAGGGAAACUCACGAUCGCACACCGCUACUCCCUCCAACAGAGGAGCAAGGUGAACAGUCUCCACUCCCAGUACAAACACCUCGUACUGUCCACAGUCAACGGACUAUCAAUGGGAGAUACAACUUUGACUACGAUUUCCCCCCUCCUGGCUCCCCACCUACCGAUCGUGCUGGUGUGAACCACUGGGGCAACACCAACGGCGUCGUUAUCGCGGGUCCUAUAAAUUAUAACUUUCAUUCUUCUCAAGGGAACUGGUUUUCUCGCGCCUGGAGCUCGCUACGAGGAGGAAAUAGCCGUGGGAUCGAACCGUCUGGGAGGAUUGGAGGUGGUUCCAACAACGAUGGCGUUUUCGCGAAUUUGUCGUCCAGACCGACGAAUGCUAGACGUGCUAAUGCUACUCGUGAUACAGCUCAGCAAGACGAUGUCGAAAUUGAGACGAUAUUCCACGCUCCAGAGGUAGCCCGCGACGACGCGCCUCCUUCGUAUUGGGCUGCACAGGCCGACACUGCACCGCCCUAUUGGGAAAACACCGUCCACGCCACCGUCCAAGACGAAUUUUUAAUCGAUUCUAUACCAGCUGGAUCCAUAUUUGGCUUCUUAGGCGUCAUCAGUCCCAUUCUGGGCGGUAUGGCGCAAAGGCAGGCUUGGGAAUCACCUUUAUACGACUCGGGCUCUGGUUCCGGAACCGCCCUCAAGGAAACGACGACCCUGUUGGACUACCUGGAGAAAUCUGGUGGCCCAGCCCGGAUGCCACAUCCACUCACCCAGCCCCUACCCCCACCCGACUACCCAGUCUGUCCAACCACACGACAAGUAGCACACAUCAUCAUUCAGCUUCAAACUCUACCCUGCUCCACCAUGAUGGUUAUUGGAUGGUUCAUUUUCAUGUCCUCGUUGUUGGGAUUCUGGAGAGUUAAGCGCUGGGAGAGAAGCAUUCGGGCGUCUCAAGCAGAGACCGUUGCCCAAGAAGAGUCUGAACAGGAGGACGCCUCAAAUUCCAACCAAACUCCUGAUGCCGUCAAUGUGCGUUCCACUUCCCCUAUCACCGCCCAAUUACGGGACGCGGAGCUCGGUGGCUUACCACCGAUACAUUAUAGUCGCGAGCAUGAAGGUGUUGCUGAACACGAUCAUGAAGCUGCUCAAAAUGAAGAACGAUUACGUCGCGACUUGGCUUCCGUUGGUUACUUUUAA